AUGCCUAAGUUCCCCACCCCUUCGCGCUGCCGCCGCAACCUUCACCAUGCCGGCCUUCGCCUCCGGCCCCUCUUCGACGUCUUGGACAACAGCUACUUCUUGAAGUGGGCCAUUGAGAUCCACCAGAAACCAUUCCCCCCUCCUGGGGUGCCGUACUUGGAUGACCAGCAAGGCUGGGAGGACUACCUCAGCUUCGACGUGCGCACUCAGGAGGAGUUGGAUACAGAGGAACCAACCCCCAGCCCGGAACAACAGGACGGCCCUCGCAAUGGCAUCGAAGUUGUUGCUACUGCUGCAGCUGCAGAUGAUCUUCUCGACUAUGAGAUUGGCCCACUGGCUAUCUGUAACCCUGACCGCCCGUCUGUUCUCCAGGGAGAACCGCAAGCGUCACUUUCUCCAACCGAGGCCUUUCUUUUCCCUCCAUAUGGGUCCCUGACUGUCUGCAACCCGGACUCAGAUGAGGCCCUCCCAGAAGAGCAGGAAGGUGUCUCUGAAACCCCGCAGAAGUAUGUUCUCUCACAAGCGCCUGCCUCACCUGCUUCGCCUCCCUACCAAUCAUUUGGUCUUGAGGAUGGCUGCGAACGUGCCCCUUCUGGUGACUCCAGCGACGUUUACCAGGAGGAGCACAUCUUCUUUUGGUCACCCGAGACUGCUCAAGCCGUCCCGCUUCUCCCUGUGCACCAACCUAGACUGGUCACUGUUCCCUCACCCCCUGCACCUCCCUACCGAACCCUGCUCAGCCAAAACCCACGUAGGCGUGGCGUUAUCUUUCCCUUCCUCUAA
Messenger RNA from Colletotrichum destructivum, 783 nucleotides. RefSeq lists its product as uncharacterized. Bases 1 to 783 code for a protein of 260 amino acids. Lineage: Eukaryota; Fungi; Ascomycota; Sordariomycetes; Glomerellales; Glomerellaceae. The record is from RefSeq and is a predicted model, not a curated record. The transcript has a single exon.